AGGCCGGGCCAUGGAGGGGCAGCAUGACACCUGUGGCUCCACCUGGGAGCCCCCGCCGGGCAGGAGCCGCCCAGAUUCACCGUGGUCUUGGAUUCCAAUAAUGAGAGACCCUGGAUGGAUUCGAAAUGUGUGGUCUUCAAACAUUAAUGCCCAGACCAUGAAUUACGUCGGGCAAUUGGCCGGCCAGGUGUUUGUCACUGUGAAGGAGCUCUACAAGGGGUUGAAUCCUGCCACCCUGUCCGGAUGUAUCGAUAUCAUUGUUGUCCGCCAGCCCAACGGGAGCCUUCAGUGCUCCCCUUUCCAUGUCCGCUUUGGGAAAAUGGGUGUCCUGCGCUCUCGGGAGAAAGUGGUUGACAUAGAAAUCAACGGGGAAUCUGUGGAUUUGCACAUGAAAUUGGGAGAUAAUGGAGAAGCGUUUUUUGUUCAAGAGACUGAUAAUGAUCAGGAAGUGAUCCCCAUGCACCUGGCAACCUCCCCUAUCCUGUCGGAAGGAGCCUCGCGGAUGGAGUGCCAGCUAAAAAGGAAUUCUAUAGAUAGGAUAAGAAGCCUCGACCCCAGUGCCUCAGCCCAAGUCUUACCUCCCAGUGAGACCCCUUCAAGUGGCUCUUUAGUGAAGAAGAGAAGAAAAAGGAGGAGAAAGUCCCAGCUAGACAGCCUGAAAAGAGAUGACAACACGAACACAUCUGAAGAUGAAGACAUGUUUCCCCUCGAGAUGAGCUCGGAUGAGGAGACAGAGCCGCUGGACAGCAGUGGAACUCUCUCUGAUGGUAUACCUCCAUUCCACGCUGGUCCCCAGGAAGACCCUUCCCCAGUCGUGACCUACCCUCGGUCAGCAUCAUACCCUAAUUCUGAUAGAGAGGGGUCGCCCAACGUGAGUAGCCUGAUAGAUUGCGAAAGGACCUCUCAUCGGGCAGUUGCAGCCGAGGGAGGGCUUUCUAGUUCUUGCCCUCCACAGCCUUCCCAUUCCCACACUCCAGAAAGUCCUUCAGUUUCCCGACCUUCAACACCUAAAAGUGAUUCAGAAUUGGUCAGUAAGCCCCCGGAUAGGACGAUGCAGAACAAUAACCUAGAAAUGCUCUGGCUUUGGGGAGAAUUACCACAAGCUGCAAAGUCAUCACCACACAAGAUGAAAGAGUCCAGCUCACUGAACAGUAGAAAAAUCUGUGACGAAGUGCACUUUCAGGCCAUUCAGAGCGAAUCUUCAGAUGCAUUUAGUGACCAGUUGCCCACACUGGCCAGGGCACCUCCUGGGCAGCCACUUUCAGAGCAGAACAACCCCCUGACAGAGAUGCAGUUUGGUAAUGAAGAGGAUGCCGAGGCUCUGGGGGUAGCAGCGCUGCCUCUGCUUAGGAUUGAAGACCCCAAACCUCUCUGUGCUGGCGCAGCCCCUACAGCAAGCAAGACAGAUUCUCCGAGGAGAAAAGACAAGCGAAGCAGACAUCUUGGUGCUGAUGGCGUCUACUUGGAUGACCUCACGGAUAUGGAUCCAGAAGUGGCCGCCUUGUAUUUCCCCAAAAACGGAGAUCCUUCUGGGCUCUCAAAACAUGCCAGCGACAAUGGAGCCCGGUCAGCCAACCAGUCCCCGCAGUCCGUGGGCAGUUCUGGUAUGGACAGCGGCAUGGAGAGCACCUCGGACGGCCUGAGGGACCUGCCGUCCAUCGCCAUCUCCCUCUGCGGGGGCCUCAGCGACAACAGGGAGAUAACCAAAGAUGCAUUUUUGGAACAAGCUGUGUCAUACCAACAGUUUGUGGACAACCCUGCUCUCAUCGAUGACCCCAAUCUGGUGGUGAAGAUCGGGAAUAAAUAUUACAACUGGGCAACAGCAGGCCCUCUGCUCCUGGCAAUGCAGGCCUUCCAGAAACCUUUGCCAAAGGCCACUGUGGAAUCUAUCAUGAGGGAUAAGAUGCCCAGAAAGGGAGGAAGAUGGUGGUUUUCAUGGAGGGGAAGAAAUACCACAAUCAAAGAGGAAAAUAAGCCAGAGCAGUGCUUGGAUGGAAAGAGCCGCAGUCCCGGGGAGCAGCCAUCACAGCUUAGCAUGGCCACCAGAAUAAAGCAUGAAUCAUCUUCCAGUGAUGAGGAGCAUGCAGCUGCCAAGCCAUCAAGUGCAAGCCACUUCCCCCUGCUGUCCAACGUCAGCUACAAGAAGACCCUCCGGCUCACUUCAGAGCAGCUUAAAAGCUUGAAGUUGAAGAAUGGCCCCAAUGACGUGGUUUUCAGUGUUACCACACAGUAUCAAGGCACGUGUCGCUGCGAAGGCACCAUUUAUCUGUGGAACUGGGAUGAUAAAGUUAUCAUUUCUGACAUUGAUGGGACCAUCACCAGAUCAGACACUCUUGGCCACAUCUUGCCCACCCUCGGGAAGGACUGGACCCACCAGGGUAUCGCUAAGCUGUACCACAAAGUGAGCCAAAAUGGAUAUAAGUUUCUCUACUGCUCUGCACGUGCCAUCGGGAUGGCGGACAUGACCAGGGGCUAUUUGCACUGGGUCAACGAGAGGGGCACGGUGCUGCCCCAGGGGCCCCUGCUGCUGAGCCCGAGUAGCCUCUUCUCUGCUUUGCACAGAGAAGUGAUUGAAAAGAAGCCAGAAAAAUUUAAAGUUCAGUGUUUGACAGACAUCAAAAACCUGUUUUUUCCAAAUACAGAACCCUUUUAUGCUGCCUUUGGAAACCGACCAGCUGAUGUGUAUUCAUAUAAACAAGUAGGAGUCUCCUUGAACAGAAUAUUCACUGUCAACCCCAAAGGUGAACUCGUACAGGAACACGCCAAGACCAACAUCUCCUCAUAUGUGAGACUCUGUGAAGUGGUUGACCACGUUUUCCCAUUGCUGAAAAGAAGCCAUUCUUCAGACUUCCCCUGCUCAGACACUUUCAGUAAUUUCACCUUUUGGAGAGAGCCACUGCCUCCUUUUGAAAACCAGGAUGUUCAUUCUGCCUCAGCGUAAAAGGUUCCAGGCAACCUCCUGACGUCACAUGAAGACUGGGCACCCCCAUUAAAGGAGAGGCUCUGGGAGCCAUGGAGCAGGAACUCAGGAGCCUGAUGUGCAGUCAUUUGCUUCAGAGCAGAGGGAGCUGAGAAGCAUCUCUCCCCGUGCUCCCUGCCCAGCGGCUGACAUUUGGAAGUGAGAUAGGGAGGGUGCACUGCAGGGGCAAGGCCUCAGGUGUGCGCACGGCGGAGAAGGCAUUCCUGGGCUGGGGCUUAAGCCGCCGGAAACUGCCCUUCCCAGCCGCCCCAGCAGUUGGUUACCGUUAAAGUGAGGUUGAGGCCCAUCAUACCUAAGCAGAGAGCUGCAGGGGGUCCCCGCCGAUGUUACCAUUUGAGGAACGCCAUGUGUGCCCGACUUCUGUGCUUGGCAAGAGUGCCGUGCAGGGUCUCUCCGCUGGCGUCUGUGGUCUCUGCAGGGAUUCCAGCUUCACUGUGCUGGGCCUUGGCCUCGUGGAUGUGCCCUUGCGGUAUAUGCCGACCGGUUGCAUAGGUGAUACGUUCUCCUUUAAUGCCUUUGGUUAAAGGUAACCUGUGUCAUUGGCAUAUUUCCCCCCACUUGUGUGGUUCAAGGCUGGAAUAGUUAUGCCUUAAUGUUUUUGUUUAGAAUGUGCUUCAUUUGGCUCUUUGUAACUUUGCAAUGCCUUAAGUUCAGAUCAUAGCGUAUGUUAGCAGGGCAGUAUUUUGAAUCAGCUCAGCACUCUGCCAGCAGCCUUUCAUCCAGUGAGGAGGUGCUGAAAAUGUGGACUUGAACAGAGCUUAUGCCAAAUGAUAAUGAUGCCGAUUUCUAGGGGAGUUCUCAAAAGAAACUGGUUGGUUUUAAGAAAAUAGUUUCAGGAAGUUGUAUUCUUUGUAGAUAUUAUUUAUUAUUUUACUCUGAUUGGGUUACUAUUAUUAGCAUUUUAGCCAUAUUCUUUCUACUAUAACUGUCAUUAAUACAUUAGAAAGAUACACAUGUUGGACCCAAAGAGGCUUAUUUUGUAUAGCUCACGACACUGACCUUCUUUUGGGUUUGAUGGGUAAUACUCUUUUUUUCCCUUACCUUUUCCACUCAAAUUAAGGGUAAGUGGAUAAGUAAUAGUUUGAGUGUCAUUCUUUGCUGGUGGAAAAUGAUUCUUUUACUUUUUUAUUAAAUUGGCUUGUGGAGAGAACAAUUUGAAAAGUGAAAGAAUUAUUUUGGUAAAAGAUUUUGCUUUAUUUUUUGAGGUAUUAUUUUUUUAAAGAACAUUUUACUCCGAUGAUUGAAAUGCUUUCCUAUUUAAGUUGCAUUGUUAGAGUUAGAGGAGGCAAAAAAUGGAACAGUUGAAUGAAAUUAUACUCUUUCUAUGAAAGAAAAACCCAAGGGGCUGCCUUCCUUGUGGUGGCAGGCUCUGGCAGUGGAGGCCUUUACUCAACAGUCCGCGCGGCCCUACAGAGAGGCAGACACAAGCACGCAGUCGAUUGCAGAUGGGCCCAGAAACACCAAUGUGCACGUGCAGUUCCCUUUUGGAGGCACUCAAAAUAAUUGAAAAUAGCCUUGCCUUAACUACCUGGGCUUGUUCAUUAGCGACCUUUAGAGGCUAAAUGAAUUCUUCCUGUCAUGAGGUAUUUUGGGGUGAAGUUUAACUUGUGACCUAAGCCUAAGCUUCGUGGGCCUGCAGAGGUGACAGCAUCUCCCUUGCACUAGGGGGUUUGACUUUGAGAUUGGCAGCAUAUCCCUUGUGCCAUUUACCCGUCACUGGGAUGGCUCUCCACAUGGAGCUGUGAGAGCACGCAACCUUGAGCUCCUAAUUUUGAUCUACUUUCGGCUUCCACACCGCUGCACUCUGACAUAGAGCCCACCUUCCGCCAGAAAAUCACCCUCUUGGGUCUGUGUCAGAUCCAGAGUGUGACCCCUGGAGAGUCUGUAACAUUCACACCUGGCUUGUGGCUUCAGAAAAUGAGAUUUGUGCCAGGCCUGCCACUCACGCGUUUGUGAGUUGGUUUAUCUGAAUCUGUAUAGUUAUAACCAACCCAGUAACCCUGUGCUCAUUUUGCUAGAAUGCUGUGUUUGGACCACAUGUUUCAAGGUUGCUCUUUGGAAAUGAAUCACCCACAGUGAUAAGUCAUCAAAUGUUCAUCACAUGUGAUGGAAAAACUGCUUAUACUUAGUACAUAGAAAAAUAUGUACUGGGUAUGUUGGAGAAAUGGUUAUACCUGCAAAGAGAAUUCCCUUUUCAAUUUUAGGUUUGGUUUACCCCUUUAAAUAUAUUUUAUUUACAACACUUGAUCUGUAUUUAUAUUUGCUUGUGCAAUGAUAAAAUCACUGUAAUACUCCUUUGUGUUGUGCUGGGUGCAAAGGUAGAAAAUAUUUUAAUAAAUGAGACUGAUGAAAGACUUAA
Manis pentadactyla (Chinese pangolin) is the source of this 5339-nucleotide messenger RNA. It is a transcript of the gene LPIN1, whose product is annotated as lipin 1. Gene Ontology annotation, biological process: fatty acid catabolic process; positive regulation of transcription by RNA polymerase II; cellular response to insulin stimulus. The transcript is spliced from 22 exons. Bases 11 to 2941 code for a protein of 976 amino acids. Gene Ontology annotation, molecular function: phosphatidate phosphatase activity; transcription coactivator activity. Gene Ontology annotation, cellular component: mitochondrial outer membrane; nucleus. NCBI's taxonomy places the organism in Eukaryota, Metazoa, Chordata, Mammalia, Pholidota, Manidae. The record is from RefSeq and is a predicted model, not a curated record.